CCACGUCUGAACUGAAAAAAGAACUAAAUCCCUUGGGCCAAAUUCAUUCCUGAAGUUGCUUGAUUGAACACAUUGCAUUUCUACUGAGCACAGAUUUGGCUCACACCUGACUUUGUCAGCAUUCACUGUGCUGUAACUAAGUAACAAGAGCACUGUCGUUAGGGGACAGAUGAAUAGCUUUCUCUACGGUUAUUAGAGCACCGAGCACCUUUAAGGAGUGCAGAAUCUAUGAAAGGAGGAGUUGGGGAAAAGGACACCACUCCUUUUAGAGUCUGUGUAACAGAACUGAUAAGCUAUUCCUGUGAUGUGAUCGAAUGUGACUGAAUACUGCAGGCUCUUGGACUCUUAUUCUGUAAAAUCCACAGGGGAGCAGCACAAGAAAAGAUCGGAGGGAACAGCUUCUGCUAAACUAAGAAAGAUGCUGGAGAGCUCUUCAGUCCCUUUGUUCAUUGUCUUCAUCCUGCUUUUCAUUUUGCUGCUCAUUGUGUUGCUCAUCAGGAAAAAUGCCACUGCUGCCCUUAUCUGGAAUGAAAUAAUCCGGGAGAAAGUAACCAAUUUCAUCAUGAACCAGAGCAAAGAACAGAGGAUUUUAAAUUUUGUGCUGCAGAAUGCAGUCCGAGGAGACCCCUGUAGUGUGCUGGACACUAUAGAUAAAUACUGCUCCCAGAAAGAGUGGGCCAUGAACGUGGGUGAUGAGAAAGGUAAAAUUCUGGACAAGACAGUGGAAGAGGCCAAUCCAUCAGUUGCCCUGGAGCUGGGAACGUACUGUGGCUACUCAGCAGUGAGGAUUUCUCGGCUACUGAAGGCAGGAGCUCGUCUGCUCACUGUGGAGUUCAACCCAAAAUUUGCUGCUAUAGCUAAACAGAUGAUUGAGUUUGCUGGAGUACAAGAUAAGGUAAAACUCCUAGAAGGCCCUUCAGAGGAAAUUAUCCCCCAGCUGAAAAAAAAAUAUGAAGUGGAUACUCUGGAUUUUGUCUUCCUGGAUCACUGGAAAGACAGAUACACACCAGACACCAUCCUGCUUCAGGAAUGCAACUUGCUGAGGAAGGGCUCAGUUCUUCUGGCUGACAAUAUAAUUUUCCCAGGAGCUCCAGAUUUCCUUAACUAUGUCCGCAAGAGCCCCCAUUUCCAAUGCACUAACUACCCGUCUCAUCUGGAAUAUAUGCAAGUGGAAGAUGCUAUGGAGAAGGCUGUGUUUUUGGGAUAAAGAGAGUCAUUAAUAAUCAGCUUUUGUUUCAAAUGAUGUAAAUGCAACUGCACAGGUUAACUUGUCCAUGCUUUACAGGUUUUUUUAUUGUUUUUUUUUAUUUUUAUUUUGGAGCUUGUAAUUAUACAAGCACUAGUGAUCUUUUUAGGUGAGGUAGAAACCAAAAUAUGGAGUAAGUUGGGUCUGUGUCAUUGUUCCACAUUAACUAGGCAAACCCAAGGCGAUGCACAUUGCCCUGCCUUGACCAACACAUCAUCAAACAACAGUCUGUCAUUUUGAGCUCAACUUGAACAACCGCAAUUUGGGUUUAGGGUGGAGAAAUACACUGCAACUUCUGAAGACUUGUGUCCCCAAGCUAAACUCGUUAAUCAUUAGAAAGAGUGGAAAAAAACAUCCACGUUGCAAGAAAAGACCAUUUCAUGUACCCUAUUUUUGCUAAAUUACUAGCAUGCCUCUUGAUGCAGUGAAGGCUCCUAUUGUGAGAUCAGAUACUUCUUUGUAAAUUUACUGCAAAAGUUAAUCAUCUCUAUGUGAGAGAAAAGAGCACACACUGAAAGAAGGCAGACCCAUGCAGUGAUGAGAACAACAAAACAGAAUUUUGACAACACAAACAGAUAAAAUUAUUAAUCUGCCCACGCAGAGGCAGGGAAAACUGAAGUAGUAAACAGAUUAAAAUAAAUACAGCAACAGGUAACAAAAGGAGCAGACUCUUUCCAAAUGAAUACAAAACUACAUAGUAGUUGACCUUGAUGAAAUGCUGUUUUUCCCCUCAUUAUACUGUACAUACAUAGCACGUGCUUUUAGGGGCAGGGCAAGCUGCUUACUCUGAAAUGCUGGGUAUGUUUAAGAUGCUGUAUAGAAAUAAAGUCCAGAGAGAAUGGGUUUUAGCAGGUGGGUCCUGCAUGCCCUGGUUAACCUCAGUGCUGUUAAACCAUGUGAAUAGUGUGGGUUGUCACUGAGAAGAUUCCAAGCCAAAUACGAAGUCUCUAAUGCAGAAAUCCAGUGGCGUUUCCUAGCAUGUCCUGCUGUGAUUAUAUAAGGCAGCAAAAGUCACAUUUCUAAAUAAAAAGUAAGAAACAACAGA
Messenger RNA from Motacilla alba alba, 2291 nucleotides. RefSeq names its product catechol-O-methyltransferase (gene COMT). Gene Ontology annotation, cellular component: dendrite; membrane; axon. NCBI's taxonomy places the organism in Eukaryota, Metazoa, Chordata, Aves, Passeriformes, Motacillidae. The record is from RefSeq and is a predicted model, not a curated record. Gene Ontology annotation, biological process: catecholamine catabolic process; developmental process; dopamine metabolic process. The transcript is spliced from 5 exons. Gene Ontology annotation, molecular function: catechol O-methyltransferase activity; magnesium ion binding. Bases 419 to 1207 code for a protein of 262 amino acids.